UGGCAGGCCGUAGAUAGCCUUGUAAUCGCUGUGUUUCCGGUGGAGACAACCUUAUUAAUGUCGCACGCCAGUUCAAACCCCAGUCUCCCUGCAGCCGUUGCUUCAACAGCCAUGGGUCGAGUCCUGGUCCUUCUCCUCGCCUGCUUCAGUCUCUGCGCAUCUCGCUCCUGUCCAAGCUACUGGCAAAAGUACAGAGGAUUCUGCUAUGUCUUUGUUAAGGAAGCAACAUCGUGGCUGACUGCUCAGACUGCUUGCCAGCUGCUAAAAGCUCGACUUGCCGAAGUCACCUCUCCUGGAGAAAAUACUUUUGUGAAGAACCUCAUGGACGGCAAGAAAGCAAAGAAUGUCUGGCUUGGAAUGAACGACCUAGUGAAAGAUGGACAGUGGGUGCUGACCAGUUCCGGGUCAAGGCUGCCCUACACCAACUGGGCCAAAAAUGAGCCAAACAACGGCAAGGGUCGAGGUCAGUACUGUCUUCAGAUGACCGCCGACGGCUUCUGGGAUGACGACGACUGCGUCAAGCUUCACUCCUUCAUUUGCGAGAAAAAAUUGUGAACAAGACUGAAUGGUGUUGGUCACGUGAUCCACGUUAACGGCCAAGUCUGAAGGCAUCCACUCUGUUCACCUACUCGAAGACUGGUGUUUGCAAGUGAAGUGUUUUAAAUAAAUACAAUUACACCGAACCUUUCAUGAUUCAGCCUGA
Molecule: messenger RNA, 703 nt
Organism: Pomacea canaliculata
Lineage: Eukaryota; Metazoa; Mollusca; Gastropoda; Architaenioglossa; Ampullariidae
Product: asialoglycoprotein receptor 2-like
Exons: 5
Coding region: 58-555 (165 amino acids)
Molecular function (GO): signaling receptor activity
Source: RefSeq, a predicted model, not a curated record